AUGUUCGUCUGUCGACUUUUCUCUUCUCUUCAAAUUUGCGCCUACCUAUCUAUCUAUCUAUCUAUCUAUCUAUCUAUCUAUCUAACAAAUCUCUCUCACGCACUCUCUCUCACUCACUCUCUCUCUUUCUCUCUCUUUAUAAUUAUAUUACCUUCUCUCUCUCUCUCUCUUUAUUCUUAUAUUACCCUCUCUCACUCACUCACUCACUCUCACUCACUCUCUCUCUUUAUUCUUAUAUUACCCUCUCUCUCACUCACUCUCUCUGUCUAUCGAUCUCAGUCUGUUUAUAUCUAUGUCACAGCGUGUGCGUAUCUAUCUAUCUAUCUAUCUAUCUAUCUAUCUAUCUAUCUAUCUAUCUAUCUCAGUCUAUUCGAAUCUAUCUAUCUAUAUAUCAGUCAGUUUGUCACAGAGUAUCUAUCUAUCUAUCUAUCUAUCUAUCUAUCUAUCUAUCUAUCUAUCUAUCUAUCUAUCUUGUGUGCGCAUCUAUCUAUCUAUCUAUCUAUCUAUCUAUCUAUCUAUCUAUCUAUCUAUCUAUCUAUCUAUCUCAGUAUAUUCGAAUCUAUCUAUAUAUCUACCAGUCAGUUUGUCAGAGAGCAUCUAUCUAUCUAUCUAUCUAUUUAUCUAUCUAUCUAUCUAUCUAUCUAUCUCAGUAUAUUCGAAUCUAUCUAUAUAUCUAUCAGUCAGUUUGUCAGAGAGUAUCUAUCUAUCUAUCUAUCUAUCUAUCUAUCUAUCUAUCUAAAUUAUGACCAUGCUUCCUUUUCUCUAUAUUGGAUGGAUCUAUCUAUCUAUCUAUCUAUCUAUCUAUCUAUCUAUCUAUUUAUGGUUCUACCUUUCAGUAUUUCAUAUCAUUAUCUAUUACCACUUCUUUCUUGCUUUCUUGCUUUCUUUCUUUCUUUCUUUUUUUCCUUUUAUUUCUUUCGUUUGAUUUCUUUUCUUUCUUUCUUGUUUGCUUUCUUUCUGUCUUUUCUCACUUUUAUUUUUUUCUUUCUUUCCUUUGUGUUCUUUGUUUUCUUUCUUUCCUUUCUUUUUUUUUUCUUCGUGUCUUUCUUUCCUGGUCUUUCUUUCUUUCUUUCUUUUAUUCUUUCUUUCUUUCUUUUAUUUUUGUACUUUUUCUCUUCCCCUUUUUUAAUUAAAAAAAAUCCUUUAAUUAAAUACACAUUUUUCUUGUAUUUGUCAUAUUCUAUUCUUAACAUUUUUCUUUUGAUUUGUUUUCCAACGUUCUCUUCUUUUUUGAAACGUUUUUUUCUUUGUUUUUAUCUUCUUUUUUCUUGUCGUCUUUUAUCGUCCUUCUCUAUAUUUCUUUUCUACGCAUUGUUUUUGUAUUUAUCGCCCAUUUAUCAUUUCUCUCUCUCUCUCUCUUACACACACUGUUAUUUCUCUCCCUAUUUCUCCCACACACACUGUCCCCUCUCUCUCAAUCCCUUUCUUUCUCUAUUUCACUCUCUCACACCAAAGUGUUCUCUAUCUCACAUUCUCUCUCUUUCUUUCUCUAUCACGUUAUUACACAUACACUGUUCUCUCUCUAUGCCUCUCUUACACACAGUGCUCUCUCUUCUCUCUUCUAGCUCCCUCUCUUUCUGUCUCUAUCACUCUUUUUCUCUGCACCACUCUCUCAUACGCACAUUGUUCUCCCUCUCCCUAUCUCUCGCUUAUUAUCUCUGUCUCUCAAAAACACAUUCACUGUUAUCUCCCUUCCCACUCUCUCAUUGUCUUGAUAUCACUCUCUUACACACACAUUUUCUCUUUCUCUCUCUUUCUCUCCCCUCUUUCUCUUUCCUUCUUUCUCUCUCUGUAUCUAUCUAUUUCAAAGUGCUACUUGAAUGCAUUCAUUUAUCUCCCUCUCUCUCAUUUUUUCUUUCUCUUUUUUCUCUAUUUUUAUUCGCUCUGCUUUUCUUCUUUCUUUCCUCAUUUUUCUUUUUCUCUUCACUAUUUUCCAUUCAGUCUCCCUCCUCUCUUCUGGCUCCUUUCUUUCAACUCUGGUUUUCCUACAACAUCUGUUUUCGAUCUAUUUUCUUUCUGUCUUAUCUCUCUCUCUCUCUCUUUCUCUCUCUCUCAUUUAUCAUUCUUCUCUUUCUUUCAUAUACUCUUCUCUUUCUAGCUCCCUUCCCUUUCCCGCUUCUCUUUAUCUCUUUUAACACUCUCUAUUUCCAUUCCCUUUCACUUCCCUCUGAUUCUUUUUUUCUUCCACCAUUUUUCUCUCUAUCUCAUUUUCAGCAUUUCUCUUUCGUAUCUCGCUAUUCGUAUUCCAUUCUUUAUUUUCUUCACUGUAGUUCUUCUCACUUCCAUUUCCCUUCUCUAUGUUCCUUUUCUUUCCUUCUUUCUUUCUUUCUUUCCUUCUUUCUUUCCUUCUUUCCUUCUUUCUUUCCUUCUUUCUUUCCUUCUUUCCUUCUUUCUUUCUUCGUCCUCUUUUUCUCUUUCCUCUCUUUCAGUUUCUUCUUUAAUUCUCUGUAUCUCCUUUUAUUGCCUUUCUUUCUUUUUUAUUUCUUCUCUCUUUUUUCAGCCCCCACUCUGUUCUCUUUGUCUUUCCCUCUCUCCCCCUCUCUGAUUUGUACUCACAUUCCUUCGCAUACAUUAUUAACGACAGACUUAUUCACACAUUAUUUUCCUUAUCCCACUAACACCUAUUCACUUCUCUUUUUUGUCUCUUCUUUCUUUCUUUCUUUCUUUCUUUCUUUCUUUCUUUCUUUCUUGCUUUCUAUUUUCUCUCUGUCUUCCUAUCUUUCUUUCUUUCUAUCUUUCUUUCUUUCUUUGUGUCACUGA
Messenger RNA from Acanthosepion pharaonis, 2760 nucleotides. The record is from the annotation of a GenBank genome assembly. NCBI's taxonomy places the organism in Eukaryota, Metazoa, Mollusca, Cephalopoda, Sepiida, Sepiidae.